Molecule: messenger RNA, 728 nt
Organism: Colletotrichum godetiae
Lineage: Eukaryota; Fungi; Ascomycota; Sordariomycetes; Glomerellales; Glomerellaceae
Product: endoribonuclease L-PSP
Exons: 1
Coding region: 150-551 (133 amino acids)
Source: RefSeq, a predicted model, not a curated record
CUUGGCUACCUUCCUUGGUCGCCCUCCAAGUAGAUAAGUAGCUCAGAAAUGCUACUGGUGCGCCCCCGGGAUAUGUUCCUACCAAGCCUGCUGAUAAUUCUUCUAAACACAAUCAGUUGAGCCCAGAACAGUUCACCACAGUCUUCAACAUGGCUUCCGCCCAAUUCUUCAAUUAUCCAGGCACCGAGUCUAAUGCGGAGCAAUAUCACUACUCCCAAGCCGUAAAGAUCGGGAAUAUCGUUCGCACAUCCGGUCAGGGCGGCUGGGACGAGAAUGGCAACAUCACAACCGACUUCGAAAAGCAGAUCACCAUUGCGUUUGAGAAUGCGCUUAAAGCUCUCCAAGCUGUCCAUCCCCGUCUCGGCUUCAAAGACAUUUACGCGAUUCGCUCCUAUCAUCUUGACAUGGACUCGAGUUUCGACGUCAUGACGGCGACUUUCAAGAAAUUGUUCCCGAAUCAUCGACCUAUCUGGACAUGUACGCAGAUUGGCAAGCUUGGACUAGAAGGAAUGCAUGUUGAGAUUGAGGUCGAGGCGUUGAUUCCUGUCUAAGGAAAUCGGAUACGGGAUGCCUAGGAAACUUUCACAAUCUUGUUGCCUAGGCACGAUCCAUACUGGAGCGAUUUUGUCUUUUUUUCUUUGAGUACUUCGAUGUUGUGAAUUUCAGUAUUUGCAUCAUCACCAAUCACCGAGAGCAGCAUUAUAUAAGUAGCCUUCAACGGCCUCUGA